CGUGUGCAAAGAUUCAAACAAGUUUCUACUUCCGGAUGGUCCCUCUGUACGCUUUUAUAGUUGUAAUCACCUUUUUACCACCAUUGGACACCUAUUGGACUUACCAUUGGACACCUUGAGCAAACUAUCAAAAAUGUCCGAUGUGCGUACAUAUGUACCUCGAAGCGACGUAACGACAUUCAGAAACCGCCUGCCGAACGGACGAGAUCGUUGUUUGUGUCGGACUUCUGUCAUCAAUUGCCUUCUAUUUGGUCUUACUGUCAACAUUAUUAUUUUUAUUUUUCUUGAUUUUAAUAAUAAUUUUCGUUUGGCAAGUUUGUCCGCCUUGCGAUCACACACGCCAUCAGUCGCCAUGCUUUCAAACGCUUGCGAAGCGUUUUGCCCCAACAACAACCUACUACUUUUUCCAAUUUAUAUUUUAUUUGACGUUUGUGAAUUUAUCCAUCAUUUUAUUCCCGUUCGCAUAUCCAUCCUGGUGUUUAUAGAGCAAAAAUAAUAAAAAUUACAGCCCCACCUAACUGUUAGUCAGUUAUGAUAACUUUCUUAGUCUUUCAUACUUUCCAAAAUGUUGCCAGUUUGUUUGUAUUUAUGCCUCCUCAAUCUCUACUAUGUUAGAGAAAGAUCGGGCAGCCAAGCGAAGUCAGUAUGUGUGACGACAAACACUGUUUUGACCGAUUCGGUUUGCUGGGGAAUUAUUCCCUUAUCAUUCCCUUAUCACAAUCUCACAAACACACAACAACACGGCAGUACAACAAUUCCCCUCCGAUUGUGACUGUAGGUCGAAACGAACUGCACGACAAACCAACCAACCAGUACGCUGUCAUUCGCCUUCCCUGUAACAUUGCGUUCGCUGUUGCUUGUACAUAUCUCUUGCCCGAUGUGAGUCAUCGUUACACAUUUGCGUUUUAAAAGUUGUCGGUUGAUCGGUGCAAAAUGGAAAGUGUAAAAUCUUUGACAAUACUCGUGCAAUAUGGCCAACAGACGAAGAGCUUUCAAGUGAAUAAAAGGUCAAUGAUUAGAGAUUAUGAACAACUGCAGUGGUUUCUCGGCCGGAAUUGCUCCUUCACUGAGCCGGUGAAAUAUGCUGUAUACUGGAAAGACAAAAACCACUUCCCAAUUGAGAUUACUACCGAGUGUGGAUAUCAAACCUUUCUGCGUGAACAUGAAAAUUCCGAUGCGAUGCUUGGCGUGAAGGUGGAACCCAUACAGCCCAAACAAGUAACAAGUGAAGGUUCAACUGGAAUGUGGGGAAAACUUUAUGGCCGUUUCUUCAAGUCAAAUAAAAAUGAUCAGUCACCAAAAGCGAUACGAAACGAUGAUGGCAGCGAUAUGGCGGAAAGAGGAUUGGAAGCUCGCAAACCGGAAAGACCGGCCAUACCAUUCUAGGCAGCUUCAGGGGAAGAAGAACGAUUGACGAUCGAAAACAUAAAAGCGAGUGAAAAUAAAUUCUGAACAAAAAAAAAACGAAGUUUACUAAGAUAAGAUCAACAAUAUGGCGACAGGUAUUUUGUCCUUUUGUUCUUGUGGCCGUAAAUCGAAAAUUGAGAUAAAGUCGAUCACGAUCCAGAUCGCAGAGCUUAAGUAGUGACGAUAAAGAUUCUGCUGGGUGUCCGGAAUAACUAUAAAUAAAUAAACUAACCACCUUACUCCGGAAACUUA
Molecule: messenger RNA, 1659 nt
Organism: Anopheles stephensi (Asian malaria mosquito)
Lineage: Eukaryota; Metazoa; Arthropoda; Insecta; Diptera; Culicidae
Exons: 2
Coding region: 934-1386 (150 amino acids)
Source: RefSeq, a predicted model, not a curated record